Molecule: messenger RNA, 3944 nt
Organism: Nematostella vectensis (starlet sea anemone)
Lineage: Eukaryota; Metazoa; Cnidaria; Anthozoa; Actiniaria; Edwardsiidae
Exons: 11
Coding region: 222-3305 (1027 amino acids)
Source: RefSeq, a predicted model, not a curated record
CGCUCGUUCCAUUCCCCAGCCUGGCUCGCACCUUUCGGAGCAGACGAUGCAUGAAGACAAAGAAAAGAUGGCUUCUUUUGUUCGAUUGAAUGAGAAAAUCAUGCUCAACAUCGUAACUCACACAGCGUGAAGUAAACUAGAGAUCAAAGAGGAACAAAUAGCAAAGGAUUUGACCCAAACAUUACGCGACAAGAGAGCAAAUAUAUUGUCGCUCAUUCCGCAUGAUGUCAGAUCGCCAUGACAAUAAGGCGAAGUCACUAUUUAGCGACUCUUUACCAAAAAGCCUGGACUCAAAUGAUGAGAUAAGCACCUGGUUCAGUGAUGUUGACACAAUGUGUGAAGCAAGCUCGACAACACUAAGUGGCAGUGGCUUUGAGUUCCCAGAGUGUAAGAUGUCAACAGCUGAUAUCACAAGUGUUGAUGAUGUUGGAUAUGUUGAUAAAGAUAAUGAUAGCGACAAUGGCGAUAUUGACCAAGUUCUACCAAGCAGUUUUCCAGAAAAGCUCAGCAAAAAUGAUGACAAACAGAAAACGGAUAAAGUCAAGGAAAGCUUGGCCCUAGGAGUGCUCUCUUGUGAUUCAACUCUCUCCCCAUUGAACCCAGAACAAGCUGUUGAACCAGGCAUAGCUAACAAUCAGAAAUAUGCCAUAGCAACUUAUAACCUAGACGGCCGAUUGAUAGUAACUCUUCCUGAUAUCUACAAGGUAUUGCGAGAGAGUUGUGGCACCUGCUCGGCUCUACGGGGCUUGAUCAACAAGUUGGCAAUAGUGACAUCUAGAUUUCAGCCACUGCACAUGACCCGGAUGAAGCACUUGGGAGCUGUGAGCCUUGAGGCCAAGUGCUGCUCAUUCAUGUCUGUUGCCGAUUUCAAGCGUAUUCUUGAAAAAUACAAAGAAGAAAACUUGAUAUCAAAUCCUGAAAGUAUAGUAUUUCUCCCUCAUGUAAAUGUUAAUGUGCCUUCAGUGUCUGUGGGAUCUCUUGGAGAAGAUAAGUUUCUUGACGAUGCACUGCCUCUUCCUAACUCCUCCCCAGUUGCUAUGGCAACAGAUGACUUACACACAUUUACUAUCAAGGAUCAAGUUGUUGUCUGCACAGUUGAACUUCAGAAGAUAUUUGAAGCCCUGUUUGGACAAUCGGUUUCUAUGUCAUUAGUAAAACUAGGUGUUAUCCAAAAAAAGUUCACUCCCUUGCAGCUGGACCAGGUGAUGGACUUCGUUGAUGUUGAUGAGUCGGAUGUUCAAAGUGCCUCCUUUUACAUCUCUAAGAAGGAUGCAGAGAGGGUUUUUCAGUAUGCUGAGGCACUAGCUGGGGUGGAGAUUAUGGUGCGAUGGAUGGAGCCACUGAAGCUUUCAGAAGAUAACUCACUACAUGAAUUUCACCAGCAGAUAAUGGAAAGGGCUACAACACUUGAGAGAACAACAAAUAGUGAAGAGAAACAUAAAAUAAAUGUGCCAGUUGAUGAUGAUGAUGACGAUGAUGAUGUCUUUGGCAGGUCAGACAAGGAUGAUGACAAUGAUGGGGAUGGGGAUGGUGAUUGUGAUGUGGAUGGCAUUGAAGAAAGUGAAGUAGAACCUGGUUCAACUUCCUCAAUAACAGGGUCCUCUAAAUAUCCUCCAGUCUCACCUAAUCCUGCAAAACCUAGCAAUAUUUUGUUUGAAGGACCUUCAUCUUCAACUGUCUUUAAGUCUCUAUCACCUACUGAUCAAAUGUCUAAUUCUCCCAGCCAGAGCAGCCCGGGAUCUAGUGUGAGCGACUUAUCGUGCUCCUCAGACCCUAAUGUAAUUCGCACAUAUGUUAUAGAGGGACAGGAAGUUGUGUGUAUUCCUGAUAUCCAUAAAAUAGUCAUACACCUGUACGGACAAAGUGUGCAGGUUGGCUACUAUCUUCAGAGACUGCAGAUCUUCACUCAAAGGUUCUCAACCAUGCAGGUGAAAAGGCUUAAGGCUCUCAAUGCGCUCAACUCCAAGGCAACACUCUGCACCUACAUUACCAAGUCUGAUGCCAUCAGACUCCUUAAGAUGUACGACGUGUUUAACACUGAUAGUAGGCUUCAGCUCAUUCAGUGGGCGGACGCUGUGGGACUGGAGGGGUAUGAGAGCAACGCCCUACCUUCUAGGGAGGAGGCAGUCGCCCCGCCUGACCCUGCCACACCCCCUCAGGAGGAGAACAUCGAACCGGUGAAAAUCUCCACCUUUUUGAUCAAUGGUGAGGUUGUGGUAUCUGUUCCCGACGCACACAAGGUGGUACAAGUCCUGAAUGGACAGAGCGUCCAAGUCCGCUACAACAUGGAUAAACUCGGCAUUGUCAAGCGCAAGUACUCCUAUUCCCAAGUCUACCAGCUGCGUGCAAUAAGCGACCUGAAGAGGCCGAGUAUGUGUACAUUUAUAACCAAGGCGGACGCCGAUAAACUCCUUAUGCAUUACCUCACACCGGAGAACGCGUCAAGACUCGGGUACAUUGAGUGGCUUCCGCCUCUGAAGCUGAACGACCUGAAUGUCCCUGAACCAAGCACAGGGAACCCACACGAGGAUCAGCUCAAAAGCGACGGAGGAGCAAAAUGCGCGGAGAAUAUAUCAUCUGAUCAGCAGGAGUCAAUGGCUUUGCAUACAAAGCCGAAAAGUUUGAGCUCUAGUGAUUUACCAACCAUGGUGGUAACACAUUCUGCAACGCGUGACAGCGUGACGGUCUCAACGCCAAUCCUUGCGAAUGUAUCAAAAGUUGGUACCGGGACCCACAACAAACCAAAGUCGUGUGAGACUGGGGAGAGCAUGACGGCAAUGUCCCCUGGGAUACAUAUGCCUAUGGAUACGAGGAGGGUGAACAGCUCGUCGCAUGGUUCCCAGAUCACCCCGACCCUAAUUACACAGGGUUGCCGAAAUAUUGGCACCGAAGAUCAAGAUUCACCCCGAGGACAAAAAAGAGCAAGCGAUGACGACUUGGCGGACCCGGAGAGGAAACGGCUUAAAGCCGAGAAAGACGAGAUUGCAGCAACGUUGCAGCGAAAGGAGACGGAGAUGAAAAUACUACACGAUGCGUACCAGCAGCAAGUGGCGCAUGAGCGACAGGAACGACGCAAAGUAGAACAAGAAUCCGCCGAGCUCAGAGCUUCAAAUGAAGAACUUUUGAAGAAUCUUCAGAGAAAAGAAUCUGAAAUGAAAAUAUUACACGAUUCAUACCAGUAUCAAAUACGCAAAGAGAGGGAGACGCGCGAGGCGCUCGAGAGCGAGAUCACUGAACUCAAAGGCUCUGCAGCGUUCGCGAGUGGAGUGUGUUACACCUCGAACAUUAAGCAGGAAAAACCUUAAAGGCAAAUGGAUUAUUAGAUAUGCAUACUCUUAUGAUGAAGAACAUCCAACAGGAAAUGAUCGCCUACCGAGGGCUAUCAGUAAAGGGACGUAGUGUAAUUGUUGAUUAGUGUUCGUUGAAUAUCACGAGAAGGAUGUUACUGUUACUGUUACUAUUCAUCUCAACACUUCCUUCAGACCCAGCUUUCGAAUACUUAAAAAGUUGUGAGAACUAGCUAUGGCGGACAGAAGGGGGAAAACAUUAAGAUUCAGAGAGAGAUAUUUAGGAUCUCAGAUCUUGAGAAGAUAGAAGAUGAUCACUGCCGAUUAUAGCUGUUCCGCAGUGGGGGUGAAGAGGGACUCAUUUUCAGAGAGACUUCGUAGCCUUAUAAUAAUAGCGUGGGAGACUAUAGGAGAAUUUUUAGAAGGUGUUGUUGUUUUCAGGCGUUUCAGUAACGAAUCUGGGAGAAAGGUGGGGGAGAGUAAGAAUAAAAGAAUCGAUUUUUUUCGAUUAAGACUGUAUAUUAUAAAUUAAGAAUAUUUUAUAUAUAUUCAAAGAAAACAUUGAUGUAUUUUACUUCUUUCUGAUAAAAACUAUUUUAAACAACUAUGUAAAACAUAAUAUAUACAUCUCGUAAUAAUAAAGAUGGUUUAAUGCUA